AUGAAGCCAAAAAUGAUAGAAAGCCGAAAAGAAAAAUUUUUGAAAAAUGUUGGUCUACAACCAGUUAAAAUUCAAAGGCCUAUGGAAGAAAAAAAUGAUAUCAAUAUUUACGAAGAAAUAUGUUUUUAUUACCUUGAUGACGAUGGACGAGUGAUAUGUCGUCGUUGUCAUAAAAAAUUUAACAAAUGGUUCAAUUAUCGAUUGCAUUUUAAUAAAUUAUCAUGCCAUACAACUCUAAUAAAUUACAAACUAAAUACUUAUAAUGAUGUUUAUAAAAAAUACAAGUUAAAGAAAUCUAAGAAUAAAAAAAAAUUGAAUAAGCAUUUAAGUGAUUCUAAACUUAUGGAUUUAGAAACUUUGAACACUCGCAAAACAAGAAAUAGGUGUUACCAAAACACCAGAGCGGUUGUGACUGUAUCCAAAUCUUCAUCAGACAAGGGUUCAAUAAACUCAAAAAAAGCAACUGUUAAGACAUUAAAGAAAGAAGGUGAUGUAAUCUAUAUUAGUAGCGAUGAAAGUGUAGAAGAGUCGAACACAAAACCAAAUGGUUGCGAUAUUAUUAAAGUUCAAGAUAUUUCAAAUAGAACAAACACCAUUAGUCCAAAGUCACCUGAUGACAAUCAGAUGAUGCUAACCGUUAAAACAAAACGGAAUACCAAUGACUGA
Molecule: messenger RNA, 666 nt
Organism: Macrosiphum euphorbiae (potato aphid)
Lineage: Eukaryota; Metazoa; Arthropoda; Insecta; Hemiptera; Aphididae
Source: the annotation of a GenBank genome assembly